AUGAUCUCCGACCACCGUAAGCGCGGGUCUGCGGACGGGGUUGUGUACAAAGGAGAGUUUAAAGAAGGCACAUUCCAUGGCGUCGGCGAAUUGAUAUACACUACGCAUCAAGAUAAAGGCUGCUCCAUCAUACGCGGUAUAUGGGAGAACGGUGUCAUGAAGUCGAGGACAUUGCGCUUUUCUGACACCCUUGAGUAUGACGAAUAUAAAUGGAAGUAUUGCGUUCCACCUGAUAGAAGGUUUGAUAUAGAAUACCAAACAAGCAUCCAGCCGGCUGGCAAGUCUUAUCUGACGGCGCAACAGCCCACUAACGAAAUACCUCCCGGCUACUACGAUACUGGGGAUGGACUGUACAGUCCUAACACAAAAGUUGUUUACAAUUACCAUGAUCUUACUUCCAUAAAAAGGGCUACGUCUGAACAAGAGCAGCGAUGGAUAGUAGAGAAUUGUCGAUUCGCAGAUCUAGGACCAUUGGGUCCCCGGCCUGACAUGUACGAGACCUAUCAACAGCCAACAGACCUUCUGACCCCUCCACCGCCGCCACCGACCACCAGCAUUCCUAAAAUAAUAAGCUCCCAAUUCGAUAUGGAAUAUCAUACGCCCGAAAAGGACUUCUACGAUCCAUCGAAAUUCAGUUCACCGUCCACGCAAAAAUUGGAUCAAAAAUUGCCAUCCAAUCAUAAUUUAAAAAAAUAA
Spodoptera exigua (beet armyworm) is the source of this 696-nucleotide messenger RNA. Lineage: Eukaryota; Metazoa; Arthropoda; Insecta; Lepidoptera; Noctuidae. The record is from the annotation of a GenBank genome assembly.